This is a messenger RNA of Silurus meridionalis, 1772 nucleotides long. Its product is annotated as sulfotransferase 2B1-like. The record is from RefSeq and is a predicted model, not a curated record. Gene Ontology annotation, molecular function: sulfotransferase activity. Gene Ontology annotation, cellular component: cytoplasm. The transcript is spliced from 6 exons. Bases 229 to 1092 code for a protein of 287 amino acids. Gene Ontology annotation, biological process: sulfation. NCBI's taxonomy places the organism in Eukaryota, Metazoa, Chordata, Actinopteri, Siluriformes, Siluridae.
CGCAGAACCGGAAGUUCGCCGCAAAACCGGAAAAUCCUGACACUCUUCUUUCACUGCACUGAAAGAGUCGGCUCUUGCUGGAACCGUGUCAAAUCUAUUUGACUCCUUGUUUUUUCUUUUUUAUACUCCCAGGUGGGAGCUGCAAAGCGUACAAAGAUCAUAGUUCAUGUGGAAGCACAGGCAAAAGAAAGGAGCUCAGCACGCAGUCUCUCUUUUGCCUUUGCUGAAAUGACUGAAGCAGAUUUAUAUUGUGAGUAUAAAGGGGUUUAUGUGCCCAAACAGCUGCAUCCUCCUGAGAGUCUGAAAUAUUAUGAAGAUUUCACUUUCCGGCAGGACGACGUGCUGAUCGUCACUUUUCCGAAAUCUGGCACGACAUGGAUGCAGGAGAUCGUUCCUUUGAUUCACAGCGAGGGAGAUCUCACUCCGGUGCACACCAUACCAAACUGGGACCGGGUUCCAUGGCUGGAGGAGGAACGGGCCAUACAGCUCAAUCUGGAGCAAAGGCCCUCUCCACGCAUCUUUACAACCCAUUUCCAUCACAGCAUGAUGAACGAAUCCUAUUUUAAAGUCAAGCCAAAAGUCAUUUAUGUACUACGAAACCCUAAGGAUGUGUUUACAUCCUCCUUCCACUACUACGGGAUGGCUGCCUACCUGGUGAAUCCGGGCACUGCUGAUGAGUUUCUGCAAAAGUUUCUGAACGGCAAAAUUAUGUUUGGUUCCUGGUUUGAACAUGUGAAAGGCUGGCUUAACGCAAAAGACCAAGACCGCAUUUUCUACAUUUCAUAUGAGGAGAUGAUACAAGACUUGAAAGGCUCGGUCACAAAAAUUGCCCAGUUCCUUGAAAAGCCUUUGAGCCCGGAAGUGAUUGAGAAAAUAGCUGAGAACUGUCUGUUCAAGAACAUGAAGCACAACAAGAUGUCCAACUACUCUCUGGUUCCAGAGGAGUUCAUGGAUCAAAAGAAAUCUGAAUUUCUCAGGAAAGGAAUAGCUGGUGACUGGAAGAACCUUCUCACUGAAGCCCAAGUGGAAAAAUUUAAUACUUUUUAUAAAGAGAGCAUGAAAGAUGUCAAGUACAAUUUUGUCUGGGAUUAAAUGCACUCAAUUCUUAAUGCUAGCAAACUUCAUAAGUAGCCUAAUAUAUAUAUAUAUUUUUUCACAUUUUUCCAAGUUGCUAGUUGACAAUUUGCCCCAGAGGAAUGUAGAUUAUUAAUUAUUAUAUAUUAUAUUAAUAUAAUGAUAUUAAUAUAGAAAGUUAGGUUUUUAAAGCAAUACAUUUGAGAUAUUACAUUAUAAUUACAAAAGUAUUAUUUCUGACAUACCACACGAUAGCAAAAAAAACUUUAAUUAUGAGGUAAUAAUAAAUUAUGCUUAAGCACAGAGUUUGAAUAUGUAAAUUUUUAAAGUACAAGAUAAUGUUGCUAGAAAUAUUGAAUAUAUAUUUAGGAUAUAAUUUUUAUUAAGGUAACUCUGCUGAACUAAUAACAAAAUGGCGUUAGGGACAAGGUGACUGUCUAAUUGAACAUUUCUCAUCAGAUGUUUAUUCUUUUGCCAUUUGUUCAUGGAUAUAUUUUAUGAAGAAGGUAGUUAUAGAGGUGUUUUUCUCAUUAAUCGAUUGAUUUUUUGUUUCAUGUUAGCGAUUAUUCUUCUGCAUACUCGUUAAUUGCGUAAUUGUCGAUAUUCUGUGUUGAUUCAACUACAAAAUAUUAAUACGCCACAAAUGUUCAACCUGUUUUUCUAAUGAAUCAAGAAGCAAAUUAAAAAAAUAAACAUAA